Messenger RNA from Cercospora beticola, 4807 nucleotides. RefSeq lists its product as uncharacterized. The record is from RefSeq and is a predicted model, not a curated record. NCBI's taxonomy places the organism in Eukaryota, Fungi, Ascomycota, Dothideomycetes, Mycosphaerellales, Mycosphaerellaceae.
ACCGACUGAUUCGACGCGCUCCGUCCAUCUCUGCACAGUCGGGGCGACAUAGAAGCGAUCGCGCACGGGUGGCGCCUGGUCGAGACUAUCGUCGAGCAUUGGAAAGCCAUCUGCGCCGUGCUCAGCCCGUGCAGCACUGAUCAGCCUCCAGUAGACUCGGAUAGGCCGCAGGGAGCACAGCACAUUGGCAUGAUACCGCCAUGUAGUGAUGCUCGAUGGCUCGGUCCCGUACUUAAGAUUCAUUGGCCCUACGCAUCACUUUCUUUUCCUUCACCCACUCCCUCGCCCACCCAACCAUUGACGGGGAAGACCGUCCGAACCGCCAUCAUGAAGUUCGGAUCUAUUCUGGCGGGGCUCACUGUCCUUCCAUUCGCUUUGGCCGGCCCAGUUCACGAUGCCGAUCACGAAUUCGCAGAGCUCGUGACCAGGGAUACUACUCUCAAGGCCAGAGCAAAUGCCCCUGGUUGCCCUCUCCGAAGAGAGAAUCCCCCGCGCCGUGCCGUGUGCGAAGAACCGGGAACUAUUGCAACCCGCUUCUCACCGUUCAAGACCUUCCUGUCCGAGUCGAACGACUUCCGGGACUGUUACUACGCAUGUUAUCCAGACCGGAGCUGUGUGUCGUUCGCCUUCGACUCGGUCAGCAAAAACUGCUUGCUCUUCUCGCGACGUGUGGCCCGAAUGGGUUUUACCGAGGACACCACCGCCAGCCAUGUCUUCUACGACUUCGAGCAGUGCUUCCAGUACCGGCGAUGCACGGAGGAGCCUAAUCCCUACCCUCCUCUUGGAACCACAACUACCACCACAACUACCUCGGCGGCUACUACUACCACCACCACAACGACUCCUGUGGCCACCACGACCACCACAACGACUCCUGUGGCCACCACGACCACCACGACAACGUCUGCGGAUACCACAACCACUAUGACAACGUCUGCGGAUACCACAACCACUACGACAACGUCUGCGGAUACCACAACCACAACCACUACGACAGCGUCUGUGGAUACCACAACCACUACGACAACGUCUGCGGACGAGACUACUACUACUACCACCACGACUGCGGAUGAGACUACUACUACUACUACUACCACGACCAGCGCCGGCGCUGGUCCAACUUGUGUCACUUCCGGCAGCCCCGUUCUGUCGUACACUCCGUACGGAGCCAAUUUCCAGAUCCUGGAUCAGACUGUAUUCGGCGACCAGCCCCCAAGCCGGGACCUCUAUACUGCCGAUACUGCGCUCGUACAGACUGUCACCCAGAGCGGUGUGGGACUGAACAAUCUGGCGUGGAUCAACGCCAACUGGCCUAAUGGAGUUAACGGCAUCGUGGAUCUUCAGUCGAAGCCGCCCAUCAGCCAGAUCGACCUUUCCACAAAGUCCGUGUAUGUCCGGGGUUACUUCAUCGCACCAGCCGCUGAUUCCUAUACCUUCACACUUGCUGCCAACAAGGAUGAUAACUUUGCGCGUUUGUGGCUCGGCCCUGUCAACACUGCCAACCCGACAGAGGCGAAUGCAGACCUGAAGAUCACCUUCGAGAGCCCUGAAAGCACGACAGUUGUCACAGUCACAAGGCCGCUGAUCGCGGGUGAACUUCUCGAGUUCGCAUACCUCUGGUCCAAUGGUGGCGGCCAGGCUCAGAGUUUCCUUGGAAUCACUGGUGCUUUGACCGGCGAUGUCUCCUCGGGUAACUUCAUCGGAGAUUGCAACCCAGACACGUCCACUACUACCACCACCACCACCACCGCGGCUGAGACUACCACCACCACCACCACCGCGGAGGAGACUACUACCACCACCACGACUGCGGAUACCACGACUACUACGACAACUAGUGAUACCACGACCACCACGACAACUAGUGAUACAACGACAACCACUGAUACCACGACGACGACUGAUACCACGACAACCACAACCGACACAACGACAACCACAACCGACACGACAACCACAACCGACACAACCACUACUACUGACACCACCACCACCACUACUGACACCACCACGACAACCACAACCACUGCAGCGAUCCUGCCAACCUGUGUUUCCAGCCAACCACCACUAGGUCGUCGUGGACUAAUAAUCGACCCAGUCAUGCCCCUCUACCAAGGUGGCUCGGGUGCCAGCUACAUCGUUCUGGAAUCAGGUCCUUACACAGACAGCAGCAAUCCAGCCGACUAUGACGCCGGUGUCGCCUUGUGCCAGCCCUACUUCCCAUUCGCGGUCCCGAACCCUGGCUCUGGACUGCAAAACUUGAACUGGGCCAACCCGAACUGGCCAGACAACGGUGGCGACACUGCAGCUACUUUCGAUCUGCCAACCACUCCAAAUCCAUCGCGAUACAUCAUUGCAAGGGGUUCAGUCCUUGUACGGGGAUACUUCGUGGCUCCAUCUCCUUCCCCGUUCACCUUCUCUCUGGAUCCAGCAUUCGUGGACAACCACGAACGCGCCUGGUUCGGUGAUGCCGCAGCGAACCCAACGGAAGCUAACGCCCAGCUCCGCAGUUCUCGUGACACUACACUGCCUAACCAACUCACAUCUUUUACUUCCCCAACACUCAUAGUAGGCCAAGCUUACCGAUUCGCCUACCUCUGGACCAACGCCGGCGGACAGGGACGCAGCAAUCUCAGAAUCAGCAAGGGCUCCGUUAUUGGUACAAUCGACGAGUCGGACGGCAACUUGAUCAGCGACUGUGUCCCAGACACUAACCCAAUCUGCCCUACCACUACUACUACAACCACCACUACUACCGAUACUACUACUACCACCGAUACUACGACAACUACUGACACCACUACUACCACCGAUACCACCACAACUACGACUGAUACUACUACCACCACUACCGAUACUACGACCACUACCACCGAUACUACAACUACGACAACAGACACCACUACUACUACCACCGAUACCACGACGACGACGGACACCACUACCACUACGACUGACACCACUACUACUACCACCGACACCACUACUACUACCACCGAUACCACAACGACGACGGACACCACCACUACUACCGACACUACAACUACGACGGAUACUACUACCACUACUACUACUACCGCGGCCGGCCUUCCAACUUGUGUCUCUGACCCAACUAGGGAAAUUCUGUACUCUGCUACCGGUGGUGGCGCCAACUACGUCGUUCUCGAACAAGACAGCUUUUCUGACAGCAAUCCAAGCGUCUUCGACGCCAACGUCGCCCUCUGCAAACCAAGAAGCUCAAUUAUGGGUGGAUCAGGCUUGACUGACCUGAACUGGGUCAACGUUGGCUGGCCAGGCAAUACUGGCGCCGACGCGGGCAUCGUAACGCUGUCGACACAAUCAGGCCCAGUAUCAAUCAACGUUCCAAACCAGUCCAUCCUCGUACGAGGCUACUUCAUCGCACCGAACCUGAUCCCGGAUACCUAUACAUUCUCCGUUACCACAGCCAAUGUGGACAAUUUCGAACGAGCUUGGUUUGGCGGCAAUGCAGCCAACCCAACCGAGGCCACCGCGGAUAUUCGCGUGAACCGCGACUUCGCUUUGUCCAACCAGCAGCUUUCCUUCCAAUCAGGAGUACUCGUACAGGGCCAGGCACUCGAAUUCGCCUACCUCUGGUCCAAUGGCGGCACGCAAGGCCGCAGUGAGAUCAUUAUCACUGCCUCCGCAGGCAAUGUCGUGUCGACUGGCAACUUCGUUGGUGACUGUACUCCACCACAAAACCCCCCACCAGUCUGCAGCCCUGCUACUACGACGACCACCACUACCACGGCUGAGACUACCACCACAACUAGCGAUACUACAACCACCACGACCGACACCACUACCACCACUACCGACACUACCACUACUACGACUGACACUACUACCUCAACCACUACCGACACGACUACCACAACCGACACUACAACUACUACCACCGACACCACCACAACUACUACGACUGACACUACAACGACCACCACUGAGACGACCACUACUACCACGCCUGCCACCACCACGACAACCACCACGACAACCACCACGGGCACUACGACGACCACAACCAGCGUCGGUGCGCAAGCUACCCCAUUCUGUAACCCGAACGUGCGGGAAGAGACCAACGUGCCUGGCGCCGGAGGCUGCUCGAGCGAAUGUUAUUGCGACUUCGAAUCCGGCUCUGGUGGAAAUCGUGUCUGCGAUCCCAACCCUCGACCAGCUGAGCCAAUCCGCCGCUGCACAUCUAGUGCCCAAUGCGGUCUGAACGAGUUCUGCGCUGGAGGCUUCUAUGCCCGCUUCUACAACACGCCUGUCUGUGUGACUUACAGUGGAUGCACGAGCAGCUACGUCGACCCACGAACGCCUCGUGGUCGCAAGCGAACGGUCAACGCUCGUAGCGUGGCCAUGCCCGCCAUCUCCCAGAUUCACGACUGGAACAUUCGUGUGGCAAACAUCACCGAUGGCGUUCCAUACAUGCCAGAGGACCAGUGAUCUCGUAUUGUCAAUUUUACAGUCACUGAUCCUCGAAGCAUGAUGGGAUCAUGACCACAUUGUUCUGUCAUUAUCAUUUGCAUGGCUGCGAUCGUUUUGGAAAAGAAUGGAAGAUGGGGAGGAUUUUGGUUUUUUUUUCUAUUCUGCUGCUAGCAAGCGUGACGGCUUCUGCACUGAUUCUCGCAACGACAGAGAUCAGACAGUAACGAUUCGACGAAGAAAUAAUCUUAGAAUGGAUGAGACAAUGGGAAACUUUUGGUAUUUUUCUUGAAAUGUAGAUUCUCAUCAUGUAUGGAUGGCAAUGUCAUCCAUUGCUACUCUGUUUUGAAUCUAAAGGACA